CAACCCUCACCUCCCGUGUCGCUCCACCUGUGCGCUCCGCCUCUCCCGUGGCCCCGUACCUCUCGCGCCCCGCGACCAAUGGCAGAUGCUGAGAGCCGCAAAAGAGAUAAAUCGAUAUUCUGAGCGAAAGUUAGCAUCAACACGCCUGAGCCGGAACUUGCCGAGUCCUCCCGGCUCGGUAAACACAACGAGUUUAAUCAACGUAAAAAAGGGAGGUUUUACUCGCCCCCAAGCAAAACUGAAGUUGUGAUCGGGCGCAGUGAUGCGUUGAUGGUGGCGGUGGCGGAGGUGGUGAUGAGAGGACGGACUGCACAUGAGACGUGAUGUGACCUCGCUAAAGAGAAACCCAGGUGGUUUUCUUUCAACAUGGGCAGGGCCUUACUGCCCUUCCUGCCCAGGCUGCUGCACAGGCUGCUGCUGCCCAGGCUCGUGCCCCUGCUGAUGCUGCUCAUUUUGCAGGGCAACAAUGCAGAGAGUCCGGAAGAGGGCGAGUCGCAGGUGUCCGUGGCCGAGGGCCUCGUUUUCGUGGCCACGCUGGACGGGCGCCUGCACGCCGUGAGCCGGGCCACGGGCGACGUCAUGUGGGCCCUGCGAGAGGAUCCUGUUAUUCAAGUGCCAGAGGACUUGACCAAACCGGCCUUCCUCCCCGACCCCAUGGAUGGCACCCUGUACUCCCUGGGAGGGCCAGACAGCGAGGGAUUGGUGAAACUGCCCUUCACCAUUCCGGAGCUGGUUCACGCCUCUCCCUGUCGCACGUCCGACGGGGUCUUAUACACAGGUAAGAAGCAGGACCUGUGGAUCGCUGUGGACCCCACCACCGGACAGAAGAUGCAGACUCUGAGCACCGCCUUCUCGAACGGGGUCCACCCCUUCCCACGCCUCAUCUACAUCGGCCGCACAGUGUACACCAUCACCAUGUUCGACACGAAGGCGGGCGAGCUGCGCUGGAACGUCACCUACUACGACUACUCGGCAGCGCGACUGGGACCCGACACGGACUACAAGCUGUCGCAUUUCUCCGCGAGUGGCGAGGGACUGCUGGUGACCGUGGGGGGCGAGGGUCCCACGUCCGUGAUGUGGGCGCGUGACCUGGGCUCCCCCGUGGUGGGGGUGUACACGUGGGGGGCCGACGGGGUCCUGCGCAAGGCCCCCCUCUCCACUCUGGCGGCGGACACGCUGCGCUACCUCUCGGUGUCCGCGGCGGGCGCCGGCGGGCGCUACACCCUGCCCCCGCACGACCCCACGCUCAAGACCAAGCUGCGCCGCACGCUGUACGUGGGCCGCUACUCCACGAGCCUGUACGCGUCGCACUCCCUGGUUCACGACGGCGUCUCCGUAAUGCCGAGGGGGCAGGCCAUGCCGCUCAUCGAAGGGCCGACCACCAAGGACGUGACGAUAAACGAGGCUGGCCACGCGUGCGAGAUGAACCCCCGCACGCAGGUGCAGUAUGCCGAGCGCCGGGCGGACGCGGACUCUGCCGGCGAGGGUGCCCAGCCCGCCCGGGUCGCCGCGCACGGCAGCUUCCUUCAGCAGCGGUGGCUGCUACUGGGUCACCACGAGCUCCCGCCCCAAGCUCACACGACCCUCCUGAACAUCCACAUGCCCGCGGCCUCUGCUGACCACCGGCUUCUGCAGGAGCGCGUCACGGUGAUGGACCCGGCGGCCACGGAGCGGCUCACCACCACGAUCCUGCGGCGGGCCGAGCGCGAGGCCCAGGGAGCGUCCGCGACGCUGACGGCCGCGGUGACGCACGGCUCCGGCGAGGCGGCCGCCAGGGACACGGCGGUGCUCGCCGUCGGCACGCUGCUCCUUGCCGGGGUCAUCGCCCUCGCCGCACUCGCCGCUCACUCCAAGAAGUCCCCCAAGGACAACGAGCAGCAGCGGCUGCAGCGCCAGCUCGAGGAGGUGCUGCGUCUCCUGCAGCCGCAGGCCGCGGCCUCCCCCACCUCGUCGCCGGGGCCCACGCCGCCGCCCUCCUCCGCCCCGUCGUCGCUCCUCCGCCGGGACGCGUCCGCGAGCGGCGGGUCCAGGUCCAGCGCCUCGUCCCCCGCCGCCUCCUCCUCCUCGUCCUCCUCCUCCGCCGCGUCGUCGCCGGCCGCCUCCAACCACUCGCGGCGGUCGCUGAGCGACGCGGGCGACGCGGGGAGCGCGGGGAGCACGCGGAGCUCCGAGAGCCACGACUGCGACGGGGGCAUCGUCGCGGUGGGGAAGAUCUCCUUCGACUCCCGGGACGUGCUGGGCCGCGGGGCCGAGGGCACCUUCGUGUACCGGGGUCACUUUGACGGGCGCGCCGUGGCGGUGAAGCGCGUGCUCUCGGACUGCGUGGCGUUCGCGGAGCGCGAGGUGCAGUUGCUGCGCGAGUCGGACGCGCACGCUCACGUCGUGCGCUACUUCUGCACCGAGCGCGACCGCCAGUUCCACUACAUCGCCAUCGAGCUGUGCGCCAGCACGCUUCACCAGUACGUGGAGGGGGAGCGUUUUGAUCGGCGGGGGCUGGAGCCGCUGACGCUGCUGUACCAGACGAUGUGCGGACUCGCUCACCUGCACUCGCUGAACAUCGUCCACCGCGACCUGAAGCCGCACAACAUCCUCAUCUCGAUGCCGAGCGCGCUGGGCCGCGUGCGGGCGCUCAUCUCCGACUUCGGCCUCUGCAAGAAGCUCAGCGCCGGGCGGCAGAGCUUCAGCCGGCGCUCGGGCACCGCCGGCACGGAGGGGUGGAUCGCGCCCGAGAUGCUGCGCGAGGAUAGCACCGAGAACCCGACGAGUGCGGUGGACAUCUUCUCGGCGGGCUGCGUGGUCCACUACGUGGUGACGGGCGGGGGCCACCCCUUCGGCGACGCCCUGCGCCGCCAGUCCAACAUCCUGCAGGGCGCGCACAGCACCGCGCAGCUGGGCAGCGACACGCACGACACCGUGGUGGCGCGGGACCUCAUCGAGGCAAUGAUCUCCCGGGAGCCGCGCAAGCGACCGUCAGCGGCCACCGUCCUCGCCCACCCGUUCUUCUGGAGCCUCGAGAAGCAGCUGCAGUUCUUCCAGGACGUGAGCGAUAGGAUAGAGAAGGAGGCGGUGGAGGGAGCGGUGGUGGUGCGGUUGGAGGACGGGGGGGCGCGAGUGGUGCGCGACGACUGGAGGCUUCGCAUCACUGUGCCGCUGCAGACCGAUUUGAGAAAGUUCAGGACGUACAAGGGCACGUCGGUGCGCGAUCUCCUCCGGGCCAUGAGAAACAAGAAGCACCACUACCGGGAGCUGCCGGUGGACGUGCAGGAGACGCUGGGCUCCGUGCCGGACGACUUCUGCCGCUACUUCACGUCGCGCUUCCCGCUGCUGCUACUGCACACCUACAAGGCCAUGAGGUGCUGCUCAGAAGAGAGGCUCUUCCACGCCUACUACCAGCGCCGCACGGAGGAUGGAAGAGACGCGUCCUCGCCGUGACGCAACCCGCUCGGGAGGGGACGUCCGAGGAGGAGGAGUUGGAGAACUUCGACGGCUACGCCGCCGCGGGGGGGGAGGGAAUGUGGACCCGAUAUACGCCCGGCGUGACCGCGAAGCGAGCGAGAGUGGGAGCAGGAGAGAGAGAGAAAGAGGAGCGUGCGUGGCCAACGAUCGGAGGAGCCGACGACGCCCGCAGAAGUUGCGACGGCGCCCGGUGCAGGGGCGACACGGAACCGUGACGUCAAAGCUGGCGGUGCCGCAGUUGAGCUGCCGGGGGAGCAAAAAAAAGUAUACAAAAAAGUAGGACCACAGAUUAGAUUGUAUAGUGAUGUGUGUUUUUUUUAUCAUCAAGAUAGUUUUAUAAUAAUAGUGAGAUCAAGAUGUCAUGAGGGCGAAAGCUGCUGAAGCCACCUGUGCAAAAUCAAUUCAAUGCAUGUGUAGCCGUUUGCUUCGUAAGUUUGUGUUCGCCCGUACGUUCAUAUUCGCCCGUACGUUCAUGCUCGCCCGUACGUUCAUGUUCGCCUGCACGUUCAUGUUCGUCUGUACGUUCAUGUUCACCCGUCCGUUCAUUUUCACCCAUACGUUCAUGCUUGCCCUAGUUCAUGUUCGCCCGUACGUUCAUGUUCGUCCGUACGUUAAUGUUCGUCUGUACGUUCAUGUUCACCCAUGGGUUCACAAAGUUUUAGCCGAGCUUUAAGCCGACGCGUGGAAUUUGCCAGCGAAGAAGACGUCGAGAGAAGAUGUAUCAUUUUUUUUUAUUGUGGGAGACUUUGGCAGUGAGGAACAAAAAAUGUGCCACAUCCCUCCACGAAAAAAUAACAACUCUGAGAAAUAAUUGUUUACAAAAGUGAUGGAUGACGUUUCGUUUUACAGUCAAAUGGCAGUUCGUUGAAUGCGUUUUUACUCGUGGCUGAGCAUUUAGAGCCACACUCUGCAGAAGCCAAGUGCAAUUAAAUUCAAGGAAAGAGCAA
Messenger RNA from Petromyzon marinus (sea lamprey), 4403 nucleotides. RefSeq names its product serine/threonine-protein kinase/endoribonuclease IRE1-like. Gene Ontology annotation, biological process: IRE1-mediated unfolded protein response; intrinsic apoptotic signaling pathway in response to endoplasmic reticulum stress; mRNA processing. Gene Ontology annotation, cellular component: IRE1-TRAF2-ASK1 complex. Lineage: Eukaryota; Metazoa; Chordata; Hyperoartia; Petromyzontiformes; Petromyzontidae. Gene Ontology annotation, molecular function: RNA endonuclease activity; protein serine/threonine kinase activity; ATP binding. The record is from RefSeq and is a predicted model, not a curated record.